Glossina fuscipes is the source of this 1398-nucleotide messenger RNA. RefSeq names its product protein phosphatase 1 regulatory subunit 36-like. Gene Ontology annotation, biological process: negative regulation of phosphatase activity. The transcript has a single exon. Gene Ontology annotation, molecular function: phosphatase binding. Bases 1 to 1398 code for a protein of 465 amino acids. NCBI's taxonomy places the organism in Eukaryota, Metazoa, Arthropoda, Insecta, Diptera, Glossinidae. The record is from RefSeq and is a predicted model, not a curated record.
AUGCUACGCGUUAACACAUCCAAUUUCGUUCCAAAAUAUAUUAGCGGCCGUUGGGUUUGGAAUGAAGAGAAAGAAAAAUUUUUAUUUGACUGUCGAAAGGAUGCUUCAAAAGAGGCAAAAAAAGACGAAUUCAUGAUGACGAAUGGUUUUAAUUUUUCUACAACUCUCAAUCAAGUACACGAGCUCAUUUACCGCCAGGAAUUCCAAAGACCCCUUAUAUCCUACGACUAUGAUUUUAUUACAACACAAGACGUCCAAAAUUUGGUUGCAUUUUUGGCACCGUCAACAUUAUUGAGUAAAAGUUUGGUUGAGUUUAUUAACACCGAAACAGUUGCGUCUUUCCUAAAGGCUCUGAUAAUUUAUUUUCAAUAUUUCUUGCAAGUAGUAGAGUUUAUAUUAAUUCAACGGGAUGAGAUAACCGGAGAAAAGGCUAUAUUAUUAAAUGCUGAGAAUCCUGAUAUGCAACGCGCAUUUUCAGCUCACUUGCAACAAUAUCGCUUGCUAGUGGCUCGAGAAUAUAGUCAUAUUAUUUUGGGAGAAGGCGACACAAAAAAAUUUUAUCACAUUAAACCCAUCGUGAAUAUAUCAAGAUCAAGUUUUGAUGAUUCAUUUCAUGAAGCGUUUUUGGCUUAUUGUACUCAGGUUGUUUGGAUUACGUUGCAUCGACGUGCCUACGACGUUAUUGACAUGGAAAUGAACCGUUUGUUCCGUUCGGAACAUUUCAAAUUGACAAAAUAUCCAAGAUAUCAAUUCACCAAACCGGAGGCCCAAACGUUAUAUGGUCCAAAUUACAAACUAUGUAAUUAUCGAACUCAAAAUUCGCCAUUAAUUCAGGAACUAACCAAAGUGGAUAAACGUAAUUUACCAAUUUUAUACAUAGGAAAACAAAAGUAUCGUGGCAAUGAUCUUCGAAUAAUGCAAAUUGAAUUGGAAUAUAUUGUGGAUUCGGCGCAAUUGUCUCUAAUUGGAUUUAAUUUGGGUAUAUUAGGACAUCCGAAAAGGCUCUACAAUACACUUUUAAGACUUGACUGGGAGGCAGUGCGGAAGAAUAAUUUUUCGGCAACCUAUGAUCCCUUCGGCAUCUUUAGGCAACCUCAUUUGGAGAUACCUUCUUUAGACGAAGAGAAACUAAGACAGUACAGUGAAACCUAUGAUUCCCUUUAUGAGGUGAAAAGAAGAAAUGAAGUUUGGAGCCCCUCUAUGAUUAGAAAGUGGAAGAAGCGCGAUAAAAUUGUGAAAUAUUUUGAGGCGGAAGGUGUCAUCUCAGACGUUUGGGUAAAGUGCAUCAAGGAAGUUGCUGAUACUUCUGAUGGGCCAUCAGUUGAAGGAAUUGUAAAGAAAUUUCUCGAUGAAAAAGCAAAACUUCGAAAGGGGAAACAAAGAAAUCGAAUAGCAUGA